CUGGGCAUGAUGAGCUACUUCCAGGCCAACGGAGAGGUGGUGCCCGUGACGGUGGUGGGCUUCAAGGAAGGCAAUAUCGUGACGCAGGUGAAGACGGAAGCAACUGACGGAUACAGUGCAGUCCAGGUCGGGUACCAAAGGGUGAGGGAGAGAAAAUUGACUAAACCCGAAAUGGGUCAUCUCCAGAAGGCUGGUGCCAUCUCCAUGCGCCAUCUUCAGGAGUUUCGCCUUCUCUCCGUCGACGCUUUUCAGCCCAACCAGCGUCUCGUCUUCGAUCAAAUCUUCCAGGAGGGCGAUCUUGUUGACGUCUCCGGCACCACCAUCGGCAAGGGUUUCCAAGGUGGAAUCAAGCGUCACAACUUCAAGAGGGGUCUAAUGACCCAUGGUUCUAAGAGUCACAGACAACUAGGAUCAAUCGGUGCUGGAACUACACCUGGCCGUGUAUACAAGGGAAAGAAGAUGCCUGGUAGGAUGGGAGGAACCAAGAGGAAGAUUAGAAAGCUUAAAAUUGUCAAAAUUGAUAAGGAUCUUAAUGUGGUUAUGAUCAAAGGUGCUGUCCCUGGUAAGCCAGGGAAUCUUCUGCGAAUAACUCCAGCCAAGAUUGUUGGGAAGAACAUUCCAAAAAGUUGAUGUGUGUCAUGGUUUUUUGUUUUUAUCGUUUUUCUUAAUUCUUAAAUUCCUGUUUAUUAUCUUCUUAGCGUUAGUGUUGGCCUUGAUUAAUUGUCUGUAACUCUGUGCCCUUAUUGUUUAUUACUCCUCCAUCAUAAA
Molecule: messenger RNA, 768 nt
Organism: Arachis ipaensis
Lineage: Eukaryota; Viridiplantae; Streptophyta; Magnoliopsida; Fabales; Fabaceae
Product: large ribosomal subunit protein uL3c
Biological process (GO): translation
Cellular component (GO): ribosome; chloroplast envelope
Molecular function (GO): structural constituent of ribosome
Source: RefSeq, a predicted model, not a curated record